Molecule: messenger RNA, 1790 nt
Organism: Pygocentrus nattereri (red-bellied piranha)
Lineage: Eukaryota; Metazoa; Chordata; Actinopteri; Characiformes; Serrasalmidae
Gene: ndrg3a
Product: ndrg family member 3a
Exons: 16
Coding region: 438-1445 (335 amino acids)
Biological process (GO): signal transduction
Cellular component (GO): cytoplasm
Source: RefSeq, a predicted model, not a curated record
GUAUGCAUGAACACACUCUGCUUCACAAGCACAACCUGCAUUCACCCGCUCUCUCAUUCUGUCUUUCUUCUGCUCCUUUCUCUGCAUCUUGCUCAUCUCAUCCUUUAACACAACCAAGACAGUCUGCCUCUGUACAUUUGGCCAUCGCUAUUCCUUUUGUCUUGUCCAUUCACCUUGACUCUUGUAUCCCUUACUUGCUGAUUUUCUCUUGUGGCAAGAUGUCAACCAUUCUUGAUGUGGAACAGAGUACAUGCACUGGAGAUGCAGUGAGUUAGGUGGAUGCAGUGGGUGCGGUAUGACUAUGCUGAUCUUGAAGCUCAGACACAGUGGAGAGGCAAGGAGAAUAUGAUGUGUCACUAGUAGCCUCCUUCAAAACAUCAACAUGGAGUGUGUAUGAGCAUGACCUUGAGACUCCACAUGGUGUCUUGCAUGUGACCAUGAGGGGCACUCCCAAAGGAAACUGCCCUGUGAUACUGACCUACCACGACAUUGGACUCAACCAUAAAUCAUGCUUCAACACAUUAUUUAACUUUGAGGACAUGCAAGAGAUCACACAGCACUUUGCGGUAGUGCACAUCGAUGCCCCUGGCCAGCAAGAGGCAGCACCCCCCUUCCCUGCUGGGUACCAGUAUCCUGGUAUGGAGGAGCUUGCGGAGAUGCUUCCUUCAGUGCUGACUCAGCUGAAGGUGUACAGCGUGAUUGGUAUUGGCGUAGGAGCAGGAGCAUACAUCUUAACCCGCUUCGCACUCAACCAUCCAUCCCUGGUGGAGGGCUUGGUUCUAAUUAAUGUUAACCCAUGUGCUGAGGGCUGGAUUGACUGGGCUGCUUCUAAGCUCUCUGGAUGGACAAGCACCCUGGUGGACAUUGUUAUGGCUCAUCACUUCAGCACUGAGGAGCUCACAGAGAACAAGGAGCUGAUCCAGACCUACCGACUACACAUUGCUCAGGACAUCUGUCAGGAUAAUUUGUCCCUCUUCUGUGCCUCCUACAAUGCGCGCCGGGAUCUGGGAAUUGAGAGGCCUGUUGUUGGUCUUAAUGAAGACACAAUUAACACAUUACGAUGUCCUGCUCUGCUGGUGGUAGGAGACACUUCUCCUGCAGUAGAGGCUGUGGUUGAGUGCAACUCCAGGUUAAAUCCAACAAAAUCUACACUUUUGAAGAUGGCAGACUGUGGUGGCAUGCCUCAGGUUGUUCAGCCUGGCAAACUAGCUGAAGCUUUUAAGUACUUUGUCCAGGGGAUGGGAUACAUUCCCUAUGUUCUGCUCAGCCACUUGAGCAAUGAAUCAGUGCCAGCUGCUGGUAUGACCCGUCUUGCCCACUCUCAUACCACCUCCUCAUCCAGCAUCGCCUCCAUGGACAGUGACCACAUACGUAAUUUCAACAGCCUCAGCACAGGAGCUCUGGAAAAUCAGGCUCAACCACAGACCAUGGAAGUGUCCUGCUAAGCAGGACCCACUGUUUUGAGUCUCUGCCAUUUUGUGUCCACCCCUAAUUGAUUGUGUGUUGUGUCUAUGUUACUAUAAUGCUAAGGCAAAGGGAGGUGGUAAUGAAUUGUGAGAUACUGUAGGUGUGUAAACAUAUGUUAAUGUGUGUUAAUGACGCAAUAAUCCAAUACUCAGGAUCAGAUCAGCACCGAUACUUGUAUACAAAUACUUGCAAUUUGGAGGUGUUUUAUGCUUGAUACUGUAGUAGCACAGUAAUGCGUUGCAUCUCUAGUGUUGUGUGUAUAUAUAUGUGUAUGUAUAUAUGUACACUGCUCAAAAAAAUAAAGGGAACACUCAAAUAACACA